AUGUCCGCCCCGGGGAAGCAGUACAAGGCCAUCGGCGACGAUGUCUGGAAGCGGACAGAUAAGGUCCUCUUCUCGCUCACGUACGGCGCCCUCGUCGUCCAGCUCAUCAAGGACUAUGAGGACUAUGGCGAGGUGAACAAGCAGCUGGAGAAGAUGGGCUACAACAUCGGCACGCGGCUGAUCGAGGACUUCCUCGCGCGGACGGGUCUGCAGCGCUGCCAGACGUUUGCCGAGACGGCCGAGGUCGUGAGCAAGGUCGCCUUCAAGACCUUCCUCAACAUCACGCCGACGGUCUCCUUCCCUCCCCCGCAGGUGCCGCCGACGGCGGGGCUGAAGCAGCCGUGCGAGUUCGUGCUCACGCUCGAGGAGAACCCGCUCGCCGAGUUUGCCGAGCUGCCGCGUGACGCACGCGAGGGCGGGCUGUGGUUCUCCAACGUGCUUGCUGGUGUGCUUCGGGGCGCGCUCGAGAUGAUGCAGGUCGAGACGCGUUUCCUCUCUGACGCGCUGCGCGGGGACGACACAACAGAGCUCUGGGUCCGCCUCGUCCGGAUUCUGGACGAGGAGCAGCCCGAGAACGACGAGUAG
Molecule: messenger RNA, 585 nt
Organism: Trichosporon asahii var. asahii CBS 2479
Lineage: Eukaryota; Fungi; Basidiomycota; Tremellomycetes; Trichosporonales; Trichosporonaceae
Product: transport protein particle complex subunit
Exons: 4
Coding region: 1-585 (194 amino acids)
Biological process (GO): endoplasmic reticulum to Golgi vesicle-mediated transport; intra-Golgi vesicle-mediated transport
Cellular component (GO): cytosol; cis-Golgi network membrane; TRAPP complex
Source: RefSeq, a predicted model, not a curated record